GGCGGAAGGCAGCGUAGAGGUUAGGAGAGUUGUAACCGAAAGGUCGCUGGUUAAAACCCAGAGCAGACUAAUAAUUAUUAUUGUCGUAUUUCCCAUAAUCUAAUUUAGCGUCCGUAAAAGAUAUUUCCCUGCUGUUAACGACGGUGUAACAACGCAGCAGAGUUUUGGCUUUUUCUCGAAAGGAUUACAAUUUGGCCCGCCCACUCAAAUAUUCAGUGCAAUGUUGCUACAGUAGCAGCCUAUGCCCCUGAUACCUGAUGCUGCAGUGUUACGGAUCACUGUGUCUAUUAUCUUGAUAGAAAAACAAGUCAGUGGCUGAUAUCAGUUGACUCGAUAAGCGUAAUAUUUUGGUUAUAGUAGGCUGUAUCUUGAAACGUGCACACUGCCAUUCAAAGUGCGAAGAGCAUGGUCGGGAUCACGGGCGCUUUGCAAUACAGUGGUGAGAAGAAGACCCCUGCCAUGCCCGGCUCUCCUGUGGAUGUCAAGACUCAUUCCAGACCAGUCCCCAGACCAGUCCCCAGACCAGUGCCCAGCAGCAGCAGUGCCACCAUGCCGCCCCUGCCCUCCGUGAACCCCAGCGGACCCCGGCCAGCCUCCUUCUCCUCCACCACUCUGACCAAUGGAAUCCACCACUCCCCGCCCACCCUAAAUGCUGUGCCCUCGCCGCCCCAGCGCUACAGCAAUGGGCCUAGCUCCUCAUCUUCCUCCUCGCUGGCCAAUCAGCAGCUCCCGGCCACAUGCGGCGCCCGACAGCUCAGCAAGCUCAAACGCUUCCUGACGACGCUGCAGCAGUUCGGCAAUGACAUCUCGCCCGAGAUCGGAGAGAGUGUCCGCAACCUGGUGCUGGCCCUCGUGAAUUCAACAGUCACCAUCGAGGAGUUCCACUCAAGGCUCCAGGAGGCCACCAACUUUCCCCUGAGGCCCUUCGUCAUUCCCUUCCUCAAGGCCAACCUGCCCCUGCUGCAGAGAGAGUUGCUCCACUGUGCGCGUGCGGCCAAGCAGACCCCAGCCCAGUACCUAUCCCAACACGAGCACCUCCUACUCAGCACUACUCUGGCCUCGCCCCCCGACUCCUCGGAACUGCUACUGGAGCCCAGCGAGAGAGAGAGAAACCCGACAGUUAAGAGACACAGUCCUAACAGGGGAAAAGAGAACGGCUUCCACGAGCGCCCCCCCGCCCUGGAGCCCCCAGCUAAGCGCAUCUGCACCAUCAGCCCGGCGCCCCGCCAUAGCCCGGCCAACCCCCUGCCCCUCAGCGCUCAGCUGCACCCCACGCCGCCCCCUCUGCAGCACUACGCCCUUGAGGACAUCAGCGCCCCCCAUCUGCUGCACCGGGAGAGCAGCCACCGGAUACUGGAGCUCCGCGAGCUCAAGGACAGGCCUAGACUACCUGGCACUAACGGGGGCUACCGCGAGGAGCCCGUGGACCACAGGCUGACAGACAGAGAGUGGGCAGAUGAGUGGAGGCAUCUGGAUCAUGUGUUGAACUGCAUUGUGGAGAUGGUGGAGAAGACACGUCGGUCGGUGGCUGUGCUGCGGCGCUGUCAGGAGUCGGACCGCGAGGAGCUCAACUACUGGCGGCGGCGCUCCAGCGAGCAGGAAGACCCCCGCAAGGGAGGGGCCGCCACCGUGCCCACCCCCUUCUCCAAGACCCACAGCCCCCACACAGCAGCCAUUCCCGCCCCCUUCUCCAAGACCCACAGCCCCCACACAGCAGCCGUUCCCGCCCCCUUCUCCAAGACCCACAGCCCCCACACAACCGAGGGACUCAGCAGUGAAUCCCAGAGAGACUUUGCGCCGCGACCAGGCUCAGGCUACGUGCCUGAUGAGAUCUGGAGAAAAGCUGAGGAGGCGGUGAACGAGGUGAAGCGUCAGGCCAUGGACGAGGUCCAGAAAGCAGUGGCCGAGGCAGAGCACAAGGCCUUUGAGAUGAUCACGUCCGAGCGGGCCAAGAUGGAGAAGACACUGUCCGAGGCCAAGAGGAAGGCCACGGAGGACGCCAUCCAGGUCAUCAAUGAGCAGGAGGACUCAAGCGAGUGUUGCUGGAACUGUGGUCGCAAGGCCAGCGAGACGUGCAGUGGCUGCAAUGCGGCGCGCUACUGCGGCUCCUUCUGCCAGCACAAGGACUGGGAGCGCCACCACCUCAUCUGCAGCCCCGGCCUGCAGACCCAGCCCAAGCCCGUGUCCGCCAUCACAGCUGCCAGGGCCGCUGUUACCGCAGGAGCCAAGGCCCCCGAGAGCGUCCCAACCACUGCCAGCCCCGGGGGGGAGAAGGGGUCGGUCGCCUCUCCUUCCUCCACCCCAUCCACUCCCACAUUAAUGCUAGAGACCAACGGGCAGUAAAAGCCAGGACUAGGACCAGUGAUACUGGUCCUCAAGAUGGCCUCCCUUCCCAUUUUCCUUCCAUUCUGUUGUUCCUGACUGUUAAAAUGGACACCAGGACCUUAUGCCCCAACAUGGCUUCCUUUCUUUGUUUCCCUUUCCUCUUGAACUGCUGACGGUGAAAGGUGCUGGUUUCCAUUGUUCCAUCAUUUGGCUGUCACCCGUCGGGUAUCUUUAGGUUAGCGUUUGUCUCUUCAGGUUCUAAAGGUAUCUUUAGGUUAGCGUUUAUCUCUUCAGGUUCUAAAGGUAUCUAGGUUAGCAGUUGGCUAUAUAGGUUCUAAAGGUAUCUUUAGGUUAGCGUUUGUCUCUUCAGGUUCUAAAGGUAUCUAGGUUAGCAGUUGGCUAUUUAGGUUCUAAAGGUAUCUUGAGGUUAGCGUUUGUCUCUUCAGGUUCUAAAGGUAUCUAGGUUAGCAGUUGGCUAUUUAGGUUCUAAAGGUAUCUUUAGGUUAGCGUUUGUCUCUUCAGGUUCUAAAGGUAUCUAGGUUAGCAGUUGGCUAUUUAGGUUCUAAAGGUAUCUUUAGGUUAGCGUUUGUCUCUUCAGGUUCUAAAGGGAUCUAGGUUAGCAGUUGGCUAUUUAGGUUCUAAAGGUAUCUUUAGGUUAGCGUUUGUCUCUUCAGGUUCUAAAGGUAUCUAGGUUAGCAGUUGGCUAUUUAGGUUCUAAAGGUAUCUUUAAGUUAGCGGUUGCGAGGGAGAGGAGACAAGGGAAGAAAGCUGUUUUUAAGACAUGACCCUCAGCUCUGGACACCAACCUUAAUUUAGCCAAGGAAGUGACAUCAUGGACAGGAAGUUAUGUCACAGACAUUGAGUGAGCGGAGGAGGAAAUGAGGUCACUGAUGUCACCAGUCAUGUUACACAGAAAGAGGACAGAUUGCUUUGGUGAUGGUGGGCAGAAGACAGACUCAUCUGCUUUGGGACUUGGAGGAUCCAUCUUCAACAGUUGGACAAACAGACAAUCUACCUGACAGAUGGACACUUGUUUCGCUUCAUCCAAAAUCUCAAUCCCCAGUAGAGUUGAGACAACUGAGGACGGACUUCAAUCCCCAGAUUUUUUUUAAGGGGACAGUGGGGGGGGGGGGUAUGAGUUUUGGAAUGGUCUUUUAUACCCACGAGGGUGAGUGAUGAUCGAAGUACUCACUGCAUAUUUCCUAGUUUACCAUUGUGUAUAUAAAGCUAAGAGAAAAGAGGGUUAUGGGUCGUUGUUGACAGUGUAAUAAACAGUACCAGAUCUACAGAAAAGAGGGUUAUGGGUCGUUGUUGACAGUGUAAUAAACAGUACCAGAUCUACAGAAAAGAGGGUUAUGGGUCGGUGUUGACAGUGUAAUAAACAGUACCAGAUCUACAGAAAAGAGGGUUAUGGGUCUCUUGUUGACAGUGUAAUAAACAGUACCAGAUAUACAGAAAAGAGGGUUAUGGGUCUCUUGUUGACAGUGUAAUAAACAGUACCAGAUCUACAGAAAAGAGGGUUAUGGGUCGUUGUUGACAGUGUAAUAAACAGUACCAGAUCUACAGAAAAGAGGGUUAUGGGUCGUUGUUGACAGUGUAAUAAACAGUACCAGAUCUACAGAAAAGAGGGUUAUGGGUCGUUGUUGACAGUGUAAUAAACAGUACCAGAUCUACAGAAAAGAGGGUUAUGGGUCGGUGUUGACAGUGUAAUAAACAGUACCAGAUCUACAGAAAAGAGGGUUAUGGGUCGGUGUUGACAGUGUAAUAAACAGUACCAGAUCUACAGAAAAGAGGGUUAUGGGUCGGUGUUGACAGUGUAAUAAACAGUACCAGCUCUAGAGCAUCUCACGUCUGGAAAUACAUUUUGGAGGUGACAUGAUCGCGAAGUCACCGCUACAAUCCUGUUUGUAUGUACAGUAUAGCUGUCCUACUUUUCUUGCUAUUCGUCGAAAGUUAUUCGUCAGGUUCCUCUUUUGAGUGUGUACAGUUGAAGUCGGAAGUUUACAUACACCUUAGCCAAAUACAUUUAAACUCAGUUUUUCACAAUUCCUGACAUUUAAUCACAGUAAAAAUUCCCUGUCUUAGGUCAGGUAGGAUCACCACUUUAUUUGAAGAAUGUGAAAUGUCAGAAUAAUAGUAGGGGAAAUUAUUUAUUUCAGCUUUUAUUUCUUUCAUCACAUUCCCAGUGGGUCAGAAGUUUACGUACACUAAAUCAGCAUUUGGUAGGAUUGCCUUUAAAUUGUUUAACUUGGGUCAAACAUUUCGGGUAGCCUUCCACAAGCUUCCCACAAUAAGUUGGGUGAAUUUUGGCCAAUUCCUCCUGACAGAGCUGGUGUAACUGAGUCAGGUUUGUAGGCCUCCUUUACUCGCACAUGCUUUUUAAGUUCUGCCCAUAGAUUUUUUAUAGGAUUGAGGUCAGGGCUUUGUGAUGGCCACUCCAAUACCUUGACUUUGUUGUCCUUAAGCCAUUUUGCCACAGCUUUGGAAAUAUGCUUGGAGUCAUUGUCCAUUUGGAAGACUCAUUUGCAACCAAGCUUUAACUUCCUGAGUGAUGUCUUGAGAUGUUGCUUCAAUAUAACCAUAAUUUUUAUUCCUCAUGUAACCAUCUAUUUUGUGAAGUGCACCAGUCUCUCCGGCAGCAAAGCACCCCCACAACAUGAUGCUGCCACCCCCGUGCUUUACGGUUGGGAUGGUGUUCUUCGGCUUGCAAUCCUCCCCCUUUUUCCUCCAAAAAUAACAAUGGUCAUAAUGGCAAAACAGUUAUAUUUUUGUUUCAUCAGACCAGAGGAAAUUUCUCCAAAAAGUACCAUCUUUGUCCCCAUGUGCAGUUGCAAACUGUAGUCUGGCUUUUUUUAUGGCAGUUUUGGAGCAGUGACUUCUUCGUUGCUGAGCGGCCUUUCAGGUUAUGUCGAUAUAGGACUCGUUUUACUGUAGAUACAGAUACUUUUGUACCUGUUUCCUCCAGCAUCUUCACAAGGUCCCUUGCUGUUGUUCUGGGAUUAAUUUGCACUUUUCGCACCAAAGUACGUUCAUCUCUAGGAGACAGGAUGUGUCUCCUUCCUGAGCGGUAUGAUGGCUGCGUGGUCCCAUAAUGUUUAUACUUGCGUACUAUUGUUUGUACAGACGAACGUGGUACCUUCAGGCGUUUGGAUAUUGCUCCCAAGGAUGAAACAGACUUGUGGAGGUCUACCAUUUUCUUUCUGAGGUCUUGGCUGAUUUCCUUUGAUUUUUCCAUGAUGUCAAGCAAAGAGGCACUGAGUUUGAAGGUAGGCCUUGAAAUACAUCCACAGGUACACCUCCAAUUGACUCAAAUUAUGUCAAUUAGCCUAUCAGAAGCUUCUAAAGCCAUGACAUCAUUUUCUGGAAUUUUCCAAGCUGUUUAAAGGCACAGUCAACUUAGUUUAUGUAAACUUCUGACCCACUGGAAUUGUGAUACAGUGAAAUAAUCUGUCUGUAAACAAUUGUUGGAUAAAUUACUUGUGUCAUGCACAAAGUAGAUGUCCUAACCAACUUGCCAAAACUAUAGUUUGGUAACAAGAAAUGUGUGGAGUGGUUGAAAAACUAGUUUUAAUAACUCCAACCUAAGUGUAUGUAAACUUACAACUUCAACUUUAUGUACGCUUGUGUCAAAACUGUCGUUCCGCCGCUCGACAUUGUAAAAUAAAGCAUUAUGGCUAAUUUCAGAGCAAUAUAAAAAUACAAAGUGUUCAGGUAUUUACAAGCUGUUAUGCAUCACCAAAGUUUUCAAUCGCUAAACAAGUGUGUCAUUGCCUGUAACUGUCCGUUGUUGUACACAGAAUAAAUAUACAGAAACACUUGU
Molecule: messenger RNA, 6145 nt
Organism: Oncorhynchus nerka (sockeye salmon)
Lineage: Eukaryota; Metazoa; Chordata; Actinopteri; Salmoniformes; Salmonidae
Product: protein CBFA2T2-like
Biological process (GO): DNA-templated transcription; negative regulation of DNA-templated transcription
Cellular component (GO): nucleus
Molecular function (GO): transcription corepressor activity
Source: RefSeq, a predicted model, not a curated record